This is a messenger RNA of Anopheles arabiensis, 483 nucleotides long. RefSeq names its product larval cuticle protein A2B-like. The record is from RefSeq and is a predicted model, not a curated record. NCBI's taxonomy places the organism in Eukaryota, Metazoa, Arthropoda, Insecta, Diptera, Culicidae. Gene Ontology annotation, cellular component: extracellular matrix. The transcript is spliced from 2 exons. The coding region runs from base 35 to 409 and encodes 124 amino acids.
CCCCACACACAACACCUCACAAGCAUUUUGCAACAUGUAUUCCAAGAUCAUUGUUGUUCUGGCCCUUGUCGCCGCCGUCAGUGCUCAAAGCCACUACGGACAUCAACAACACUACCAGCCCCAGCACUACCAUCACGAAGAAGAGCAUCACGGACCAGUGCACUACGAGUAUCACUACGAUGUGCAUGAUGACCACACCGGUGAUGUUCACGGCCAGAAGGAGGCUCGCAAGGACGACUCUACUCAGGGCGAGUACUACCUGAUCGAUGCCGACGGUCACAAGCGUACCGUUACGUACCACGUUGAGGGCAAGAGCGGAUUCAUCGCGGAGGUGCACCGUGAGCCGAUCAAGGGAUACCAGGCACCUCAGCCCCAACAUCAUCAAUAUCAAUCGCAAUACCAACAUUAGGUUGUUAAUUGUACUCUUGAUAAAACUUUAGGAAUUAAAGAAAUAAAGAUAAUGACCGAAGUUGUUUAAAAUUA